AUCCAACAACACCAACCUCUGAAGCAGAAGCCACAGUUACCAAAUACAGACCUCUGGUACUGUCUCUGCACAGUGGCACACGAAAAACGCUUCACACCCUCAACGCCUAUUCCUGCUCCAAUAGUUUCUAACCUUGAAUCAGCACCAAACCACGAAGAUUAUGGGUAUACUAUACGACGACGUAGUAAUCAUAGCGCAGCCAGACAAAGAAGGUGAUCCAACAGUGAUCACAGUGAAUUGCCCUGACAAAACUGGUUUGGGUUGUGAUUUGUGUCGUAUCAUACUCUUCUUUGGUCUCAACAUUGUCAGAGGAGGUAACCCAACUAACUAACCAUGAAUCAACACUUCGUAAUUGUACUUUUGCUGAGACCCUUAAAGGAUGUUUCAACCGAUGGGAUAUGGUGCUAUAUAGUUUUCUGGGUGGUUGGGAAACAGAAAACGAGGUGGAGUUUGUUGAAGAAUAGGCUAGUUGAGGCAUGCCCUUCUUGCUCCUCAGCUUCUGGAAUCUCUUAUUAUGACUUGCAGCCACCACAGCCUCCUGAUGUCUUUCUUUUGAUGUUUUGCUGUUACGAUCGGAGAGGGUUAUUGCAUGAUGUUACAGAGGUUCUUUGUGAGCUAGAGCUUACUAUAAAGAAAGUGAAGGUAUCUACUACACCUGAUGGCAAAGUCAUGGAUAUGUUUUUCAUCACAGAUACCAGGGAAGAACUACAUACAAAGAAAAGACAGAAUGAUACGAUUGCACAAUUAACAGAGGUUUUGGGUGAUGCUAUCAUUUCUAUUGACAUUGAAUUGGUUGGCCCGGAAAUUACUGCUUGCUCCCAGACAUCUCCAUUCCUUCCAACUGCAAUCAUUGAAGAUGUCUUUGAUUUGGAAUUGCCUGAUUUGGUUCGAAGUGGUACUCUUAGAUCAGAUUAUAUUUCUAUCACGAUGGACAACUUGCUUAGUCCUGCUCAUACCCUUGUCCAAAUUAUGUGCCAAGACCACAAAGGUCUUCUUUAUGACAUCAUGAGAACUCUAAAGGACUACAACAUUCAGAUUUCUUAUGGGCGUUUCACUACAAAACCUAGAGGAAAAUGUGAGAUUGAUUUGUUCAUCAUGCAAGCAGAUGGAAAAAAGAUAGUUGAUCCCAACAAGCAGAGUUCUUUGUCAUCACGCCUUAGAAUGGAACUGCUUCGUCCUCUCAGAGUCGCCGUGGUGAGUAGGGGGCCCGAUACUGAGCUUCUGGUUGCAAACCCUGUGGAGUUGUCUGGCAAGGGCCGGCCUCUUGUUUUUUAUGACAUUACUCUUGCUCUCAAAAUGCUUGGCACUUGCAUCUUUUCGGCUGAAAUUGGGAGACACUUAAUUGGAGACCGGGAGUGGGAGGUUUAUAGAGUAUUGUUGGAUGAAGGGGAGGGGUUAUCUGUUACAAGGAACAAGAUUGAGGAGGGAGUUUGGAAAAUGCUGAUGGGUUGGGAAUAAGUAAUCAAUGGUUCCUAUAAUGGCAUUGUACCCUUUGGAUGAAUCUCUGCCUCUGUACAGAUAACGUUGUCUAAUAUCAUAUAGUUUUAUUAUUAGGUGUAAAUGUAAUUGUGAAAUAUGUAGUGAGCAAAUGAUAAUCUUUGCCACGCUAUACUUUUCAGCUUUUGUAAUUCUAACUUAAUGUAUAUAAAUGAGAAGGCAAUAGCAAGUAGACGAUUAUGG
Abrus precatorius (Indian licorice) is the source of this 1680-nucleotide messenger RNA. Its product is annotated as ACT domain-containing protein ACR10-like. The transcript is spliced from 6 exons. NCBI's taxonomy places the organism in Eukaryota, Viridiplantae, Streptophyta, Magnoliopsida, Fabales, Fabaceae. Bases 334 to 1458 code for a protein of 374 amino acids. The record is from RefSeq and is a predicted model, not a curated record.